Molecule: messenger RNA, 7877 nt
Organism: Chenopodium quinoa (quinoa)
Lineage: Eukaryota; Viridiplantae; Streptophyta; Magnoliopsida; Caryophyllales; Amaranthaceae
Product: F-box/FBD/LRR-repeat protein At2g26030-like
Exons: 9
Coding region: 5541-7226 (561 amino acids)
Molecular function (GO): protein binding
Source: RefSeq, a predicted model, not a curated record
ACCAACGCAACUCUUGUUACCAAAUACUUGUGAAAGAGCGGAUUGCAGCAGUCAAACCUCUAUUGAGGCCCAAACCGCAAACUUUUGCUUAAAACGCUUAUUAGUACCAAACACCCUUCAUCUAAUUUACCCGGCAACGGAGACGAAAUCUCUGUAUUUUUCCAGAGAUAUGGGUGAUGGAACAACUUCAAUUGAUCGAAUCUCGGAACUACCUGACUUCAUUCUUCACCAUAUAUUGUCAUAUCUUUCGACAAAAGAGGCUGCUCAAACGGGUGUUAUAUCCAAGAGGUGGCAAUAUGUUUGGGAAACAUUUCCCAUCCUUGAUUGUAAUGAAUGGUUUUUCGGAAGAGAAUUGGAUAUACUUAAUCCGAAGGAGCUUGGGAUUCCUAAAGAUGAGCGUCGUAAGAUUUUUAAUCGAAGAUUGAAGUUCAUGAGUUAUGUUGAUGAGAAGCUUCGUCGAUUUCGUGAGGAGAAUCUUUGUGUGAAGAAGUUUUUCCUUCAUAUAACCCUUGUGAGUAACAAUUUGACCCCUCGUGUUGAUACGUGGAUGGACCUGGUAGCUGAUUUGUGCAUUCAGGAAUUAGAUCUGUAUAUUACUAUGGGAAGAGAAAGACUCUAUGACCUGUCUAAGAAGUUACUUACAAUGGAAUCGAUAACCGUUUUAACUUUUAAGAGGCUGCCUUCUAUUAAGCAGCCGUCUUGACAGGAAUGCUGUUAAGCUAUGCUCUUUGGUCGAGCUGCAUCUUAGGGAUGUCUCUAUAGAUGAGGAUACAAUUCAAGAUCUCAUUUUCUCCAUUCAUUCAAUGAAAGUAUUUUCUUUAAAGAAUUGUUUAGGUUUUGAGAAUCUUGAAAUAUGUGAUCAUGAUAAGCUGGAGAAGGUGGUGUACCAUCCUCAUAAAGACUUCAAAGCCAAAACGUUUAGCAUUAAGGUGCGAACAUUAAAAGAAAUUGAUUUUUGUAGUGUUGAUGAAGAAAAGAGGGCAUGUGAAAUUAUUGUCAGUUCUGUUUGCCAAAAUCUGAAACGUUUGUCUGUGGGGUAUUCCCGUUGAUGCAAAGUGGCUACAAAACAUGAUUACAUCCUUUCCUCUGCUUGAGAAUCUGUAUUUGGGUGGAUGCAUAUUGCAAGAAGUUAUGAAACUCUCAAGUCAAGUUCUCAAGGAGAUGCAUGUUUGCAAUUGUAUGAAACUGGUGGAAGCAGAGUUUGAUACACCUAAUGCACAUUCAUUCGUGUAUCGUGGUGGGAAGACCAUGCCUCGCUUAUAUUCAAGCAGUGUUGCUGCUUAUCGGACAGCAGAGCUUUCUGUUCGUCUUGAAAAUAUGGACAGUGUAUGGUUCAUGAGGUUGAACAACUUUCUCAAAGAUAACAAAUUUCAGGACCUGACUUUUUGUAUGACUGCUAAAUCAGAUAAGGCUAUCUCUUUCGAUGUUGAGGACUAUGUGGGAAUCCAUUUUUCUCCCUUGGAACUCAACACUAUGAAAUUGGUUACGCAUACAUUGACAUCAGUAAACUAUGCAGCUCUUUUAGAUGCCUUAUUUUGGAACUUGCGUCCCAGGAUAUUGUCUUUAGAGCUUAAUUAUUAUUCUCCUGAAUUUUUUAAGGGAAUACUGAAAGGUUUGGUGGCUAAAGAAGAACCAAAUUGUUACUGCUCUCAGAAUCUUGAAUGUUGGCGUCACUCAUUGAAGGACAUAAAGCUAAUUAAUGUGAAAGGUUUGAAGAGUAAUAUUGUGUUUAAUGCGAUGACCCUGAACAAGUUGACUAAUUUCUUGGAUGAUUGGCUGAUUGAAGCCCAGAAAACUGUUAAAUCUUGUGAACAUCUCAAAGUACAAACUUUAUCUUUUCAAUUGUCUUGGUAAUGUAUUAAUAUUGUACAGUAACAACACCUUAUGUGAGGUGUGGUAUAGUAAAAGCGGGAAUAUAUGCGAUGUCCUUAUGCUACUAGUGUUUGGAAGGCUUCUUAUAUUGUAGACUUCCAAUAUUUGGUGAUGUAGUGGGAUGGGUAGAGUGGUUUUUUUUUUUUUUUUUUUUAAUUCUUGAAGUAAAAAAGAGUAGAAUAAACCUGUGAAUGAGAGGAAUAAACCUGCUGGGAAUAUGGUAGCAACGAGGUCUGAUGCAGUUUGGCAUCCUUCUGUAGCUGAAGCAGAAGGUGAAACUGAUUACUGAUGUAUGGUGCUUGCUUUGGAGAUCGAGGUGGGAGUUGGCAUGGGAAUUUUAAUUAGAUACCAUAGUGGGGGUCUGUACAAUGGACUGUCUGUAAGCAGUUGAAGCAAUCUUUGGAUGCUAACAUUGUGGAAGAAAAGGCAAUCGUGCUUGAACUUCUGAUGGUUCUGCAAUGCAAUUUCUGUGCUAUAAUUUUUCAAAAGCGACUGUUUGCAGGUUGUUAGUAUGGGACUUACUUAGGUGUAAUAGUGAGGGAAGCUUUAAAUUUGCUAAAUGUUUUGAUUUAGGUGAGCAUGUUCAUAUUUCAGAGAAGCUACUGAGGUUGCUCAUGCCACGGCACAGCCUUAUUAACCCCCUUGAUUGCCCUAUAAGAGUGUGGGUUGGGGUUGUCCGUUGGUUGUGGAGGAUGUAUUAUCUUCAAACUAUUGUCUAUAAAUAAAAGCUAAUAUAAUGAUGAUUUAUCUAAGCAAAACACCUUAUUGACAAACUUACAAGUGCUAUCUAGUAAUCUACGAGUCAUCUUUUCAACAUAUAGCAGCUCUUCCACUCCAGGUAUGCUAUGUGGUCGUUGCUCUCGUUCCCAAAUCCUGAGUUUGGCUAGCAUCAGUACCAUUCAAGUUAUCACCAUCUAGUAGUUAUUCCAGAGUUGCUUCACAACCUUUUAAAUUUGUUCGCAACACUUAUUCUUGGCUAGUAAUACUUCUCAAGAUCUCUGUACAAUUAGAAACACCCCUUUGGAUAAUUUACUUGAUGGAAGACGAGGGGUUGACGUUAGGAGACCAUCUUGGACAACCACAUUAAUACUUGGACUGCCUUUGUUAACUCAUGCAUGAUUAACCGAAUACCUACUUUGAUUUGUUAACUCAUGCAUGAUUCACCUUUGACCUACUUUUUAUGAUUGAUCGUUUAUUUAAAUGCAACAUUUUUAAAAAUGAAAACAUUCUAUUCUUUCUAUAUAUCUCUUGUCACAUGAUCCUCACCUCUGCCAUACUUACAUAUUUAUAGUACUUUUACCUAAAUAAUUCACCUAAUAUUACUUUUACAUAAAUCCAAUUGUAUAACAAAAAAUUGGGUGUUUCUAUCAAUCUUCUCUAAGCUCUCUUGAACUCUUUCUCUCCUCUCAGGCUAUCACCAUUCCAUCAAAAUCAAAAAAUUGAAAGGUAAUUUUUUUUUUCAAUUUUCAGUUUAAAUUUGUGUGUUAAUUACAUAAAAUGAUAUUAAAGAGUAUAUUUGCAUUUUAUUACAGAUUCUGGAUUAUUGGAUUAUUGGGGGUUUGAAUGCUUCUCUUGUUUUGCUGCAUUUAGAGUUUUGAUUAGAUAAUUUUAAACCUGCAUAACUUAAAAUUUGAUAGAUAUGGAUGAUGAGGGAAAAACCUGUAUUGAUCGAAUAUCCAAACUACCUGACUUCAUUCUUCACCAUAUAUUGUCUUGUCUUUUCACAAAAGAGUCUGUUCAAUUGAGUGUUAUAUCCAAGAGACGGCAAUAUGUUUUGGAAACGUUCCCCAUCCUUGAUUGUUGUGAAGGGUAUUUCGGAAAAUAUUUGCGUGUAAUCCGAACCUGAAAAGGAUUCCUGAAGAUGAGUGUCGUUAGAUUUUUAAUCAAAGAGUCGAGUUCAUGAGCUACAUUGAUAAGAAACUGUGUCGAUUUCGUGAAAAGAAUCUUCGUGUGAACAAGUUCUCUCUUGGUAUAACUCUUGUGAGCAACAAGUUGGCUCCUCGUGUUGAUACAUGGAUGGAAUUGCUUGCUGGUACUUGUAUACAGGAGUUAAAUGUGUAUAUUCGUGCAGGACAUGAAAGACGACAUGAUCUGUCUAAGAUUUUAUUUACAAUGGAGCCAUUAACUGUUUUAAUUUUACAAGGUCGUGUUCUAUUAAGUAGCUGUCUUGAUAGGAAUGCUGUUAAGCUAUCCUCUUUAGUUGAGCUGCGUCUUAUUGGUGUCUCUAUAGAUGAGGAUACAAUUCAAGAUCUCAUUUUCUGUUGUCGUUCAAUUAAAGUAUUCUUUUUGAUGAACUGUGUGGGUUUUGAGAAUCUUGAAGUAUGUGAUCAUGAUAAACUCGAGAAGAUGGUGUACAACAAUUUACAUAGAGAUGUCAAAGACAAAAAGUUUAGCAUAGAGGUGCCAACAUUAAAAGAACUCGAAAUCACUUUUCGUAAUGGUGGUGAAGAAACAAUGGUAUGUGAAAUCAUUGUCAGUUCUAUUUGCCAAAAUCUGAAACGUUUGUCUUUGUGGGGUAUUCCUGUUGAUGCAAAGUGGCUACAAAACAUGAUUACAUCCUUUCCUCUGCUUGAGAAUCUGUAUUUGGGUGGAUGCAUAUUGCAAGAAGUUAUUAAACUCUCAAGUCAAGCUGUCAAGGAGAUAUGUAUUCACAGCUGUAUGAAGCUGAUGGAAGCAGAGUUUAUACACCUAAUGUACAUUCAUUUAAAUAUUGUGGGCAGACUAUGCCUCGCUUAUAUUCAAACUGUGUUACUGAUUAUCGGACAGCAUAUUUCUCUUCCCGUCUUAAAGAUAUGGACAGUUUAUGGUUCAUGAGGCUGUACAACUUUCUCAGAGAUUUCAGAUUUCAAGACUUGACUAUUUGGAUGAUUCCUUAUUCAGGCAGGGAAAUUUCCUUCAAUGCUGAGGACUAUAUCGGAAUACAGUUUCCUCCCUUUGAACUCGACAAUAUGAAGUUGUUUAUGAAUGUAUUUACAUCAAUAAACUAUGCAGUUCUUUUAAAUGGCUUAUUCUGGAACUUGCGUCCUAGGAUUCUGGAACUCGACAACUAUGAAUGUAUUAGUUUUUUUUUUUUUACUUUCAAAGUGAAAGUGAAAGGAAAAGGAUAAGGGAUUGAACAUUUGAACCCCAACCUCAAUAAGAGAUUAAAAUGGCUCUAAUGGGAUUGAACCCCAACCUCAACCAAAUUUAGGUUUGUACAUACUGUACUCAAUUAGCUACACAAACGUAGCUUCACCAUUAAUAUACUUAUUUUUUUCUUUUCAUUUGUACAUUAUUUUUUUUGACGGGAUCAUACGUACAUGGUACAUGAAUUAGUUGUAUACUUUCUCCGUUUAACUAAAAGUACAACAGUUGAAAAUUUUCCGAUUAAUCAAAAUUUAUAAUAAUCCCAUCCCAAACCCAGAAAAACCUAACUCCAGUAUUUAGUCAGACUUCCAUUUUAACACCCUCAUUUUUCUCUCUUUUCUCUUCAAUCUCUCUCUUCGUAAUUCUUGAGGAGCUUGCAUAUAUUUUCAUUCUGAGGAAAUAAAUUGAAACCCUGAUGAGCAAAUUCAUUCAACAAAUUGAAAGAUCCUGGAUUAUUGGGGAUUGAGUGCUUCUCUUGUUGUGCAACAUUUAGAGUUUGGAGUAGAUAAUUUUUAAUCUAAAUAACUUAAAACUUGAGAGAUAUGAAUGAUGAGGGAAAAACCUGUAUUGAUCGAAUAUCCGAACUACCUGACUUCAUUCUUCACCAUAUAUUAUCUUAUCUUUUUACAAAAGAAGCUGCUCAAUUGAGUGUUAUAUCCAAGAGAUGGCAAUAUGUUUGGGAAACAUUCCCCAUCCUUGAUUUUCAUGAAGGGUAUUUUGGAAAAGAUUUGUGUGUAAUUAAUCCGAAGCAGAAUUGGAUUUCUAAAGAUGGGCGUCGUAAGAUAUUUAAUCAAAGAGUCAAGUUCAUGAGCUAUAUUGAUAAGAAAUUGCAUCGAUUUCGUGAGAAGAAUCUUCGUGUGAACAAGUUUUUUCUUAGUAUGACUCUUGUGAGUAACAAGUUGGCUCCUCGAGUUGAUACAUGGAUGGAUUUGCUUGCUGAUAUGCGCAUUCAGGAGUUAAAUGUGAUUAUUCGUGCAGGACAUGAAAGACGACAUGACCUGUCUAAGAUAUUAUUUACAAUGGAGUCAUUAACCCUUUUAAUUUUACAAAGUUGUGUUCUAUUAAAUAGCCGUCUUGAUAGGAAUGCUGUUAAGCUAUCCUCUUUAGUUGAGAUGCAUCUUAUUCGUGUCUCUAUAGAUGAGGAUACAAUUCAAGAUCUCAUUUUCUGUUGUCAUUCAAUGAAAGUAUUCUUUUUGAUGAACUGUGUGGGUUUUGAGAAUCUUGAAAUAUGUGAUCAUGAUAAGCUCGAGAAGAUGGUGUACUAUUCUCAAAGUGGAUUCAAAGACAUAGGCAUAAAGGUGCCAACAUUAAAAGAACUCAUUAUUCAUAAUGGUGGCGAAGAAACGAUGGUACAUGAAAUCAUUGUCAGUUCUGUUUGCCAAAAUCUGAAACAUUUGUCUUUGUGGGGAAUUCCUAUAGAUCCAAAAUGGCUACAGAGCAUGCUUACAUCCUUUCCGUUGCUUGAGCAUUUAGUCUUGCAAAAUUGCGUAUUGCAAGAAUUUAUGAAGCUCUCAAGUCAAGUCCUGAAGGAGAUGCAUUUGUUGCAUUGUACGAAAUUGAUGGAAGCAGAGUUUGAUACACCUAAUUUACAUACAUUUGAAUAUUGUGGGAAGACCAUGCCCCGUUUAUAUUCAAAUAAUGUUUCUGAUUAUCGGACAGCAGAGCUAGAGGUCCGUCUUGAAGAUAUGAACCGUUUAUGGUUCAUGAGGUUGAAAUACUUUCUCAAAGAUAACAAAUUUCAAGACCUGACUUUCUCCAUGACUUCUAUAUCAGGUGAGGUGAUCUCCUUCAAUGGUGAGGACUAUAUGGGAAUCCAGUUUGCUCCUAUUGAACUCAAUAAUAUGAAGUUGGUUGCGUAUUCAUUGAAAUCAAUAAACUUUGCAGCUCUUUUAGAUAGCUUAUUUUGGAACUUGCGUCCCAGGAUUUUGUCUAUACAGCUUGAAUUUUAUUCUUCUAAAAAAUUUAUCAAGGGACUACUGAAAAGUUUGGUGACUGUUGAAGAACGAAAAUGUUGCUGCUCUCAGAAUCUUGAAUGUUGGCGUCACUCAUUGAAGGAUAUAAAGCUGAUUAAUAAUGUGAAAGGUUUGAAGAGUAAUACUGUAUUUAACGCGAUGACCCUGAACAACUUUACUAAUUUUGUGGAUGAUUGGAAGACUGAAGCCAAGAGAAUAGCCAAAUCUACUGCUUUUGUCAAAGAUGAAACUUUAUCUUUUCAAUUGUCUUGGUAAUAACUAAUAAGACUGUUUGUAAGCAGUUGAUGCAAUCUUUGGAUGCUAACGCUGUGGAAGAAAAGACAAUCGUGCUUGGAGCUCUGAUGGCUCUGAAAUGCAAUUCUUGUGCUAAUAAUUGUUUAUCUUUUAAAGCCACUAUUUGCAGGUUGCUAGUAUGAAACUUACUUAGGUUAUAACAGUAAGGGAAGAUCUAAAAUCUGCUAAAUGUUUAUAUUUAGGUGAGUAUGUUCGUAUAUCAGAGAAGAUACCGAGGUUGGUCAUGCUACAACACACCUUAACCCCCAUUGAUUGCUCUACAAGAGCAUGGGUUGGGUAUGUUCGUUGGUUAUGAAGGAUGUGUUUGCUUCGGGUUGUUGUCUUUCUGUAUAUAAUUAAAAGUUAUUACUCUGUAAUAUUUCGUAUAUAAUUAAGAGUUUUCAAAAUAUGAGAUUAAUAAGUGUACUUAGGGGUAGGGAUUCCCUCUACUCCCAAGUGUCUGACUCGCAAAUACUAAACUAAAAAAAUUGUGAGGGUUGAGGUCUAUUCUAGGUCUACCUUACCAUUAACAAAAAUAAUAAUACAUGUACUGAUGUACAUAUGAAAAAAAAUAAAAUAAAAUAAAAUUGUACUCAAAUUUACUAAAAAGGUAAUGCUAUAUGUAAUCCUUAC